Pseudogymnoascus verrucosus is the source of this 1416-nucleotide messenger RNA. RefSeq lists its product as uncharacterized. The coding region runs from base 1 to 1416 and encodes 471 amino acids. Lineage: Eukaryota; Fungi; Ascomycota; Leotiomycetes; Thelebolales; Thelebolaceae. The transcript is spliced from 2 exons. The record is from RefSeq and is a predicted model, not a curated record.
AUGAAGUUCAAACCCAUGGACAGCACCCCGAGCGAAGCCCUGCUCACAAAUUCCCUCGCUCUAUUCUCCUUCCUUGCAUCCGUCCUAGCCAGCCCAAUUUUGAUCCCAGACGCACCCAACUCUCUUUCCUCUAAAUCGUCUUGCGUUCUCGGCAAAUGUGGUCUUUCUGGCCAAUGCUUCAAAGCAGGUUCAUGCUUCGGCAUCAAUAUUUUUGACCCAGACUGGUCUCACUGUUCAAUUUGUUCCUGCCCAGGCCAAGGAUUUAAUGGACGUACUGAUCCUACGUGCGUUAUGGAUACUGGUUGCCUCACUGUCCAACUCGGUACCAAACCAGACCCUUGUGCCCAUAAACGCCACCAAUAUGAAGGCCGUGAAGCCAGCGCCAACCCAGCCCCUCAAAGAGACGGCGGCGUAAUUGACAAAUACCCCACCAAUCCAAAUAUCGAAGCACCAACCAAUAUCCCCGAAUCCACCCCUUUCACCAGCUACCUCGCAAGACGUUCUACUAUUGAAGCCGAUGCCCUGGAAAAGAAUGAGCAAUUAAAGCCAGAAUCGCACGUUUUACAUGAGCGGGAUGAGUUUAUGAAGGAGUAUGCUCGCCUCAUCGAUGACGGCCCGGGUGGACCGGUCACCCCUGAUGCCGCAAUGAUGGAGAGGCUGAGGUCGAUUACUCACCCCGGAAAGCGCGCUUGCUACACUGUUGAAAACGGAGCUAUAGUUAGCAGUGCCUGUGGCACUGUGGAUAAUAACGGCGACAUUGACGCGGGUGUCGAUGCGGAUGUUAACGUCGAUGUCAAGAAACGUGGUGGGUGCUUCACUGUCGAGAACGGAGUUAUAGUUGAGAAGCGCGGUGGCUGCGGAUCCGUGGAGCCUGACGUCGAAGGGGAUCCGCGAGACCCCCUGACUGCAGUGGCUGAAGGGGAUCCACGAGACCCCUUAGUUGCUGUCGCUGAAGGUGACCCACGAGACCCCCUAGCUGCGGUUGAAAAGCGUGGUGGGUGCUUUACCAUCGAGAAUGGGGUUAUAAUCGAGAAGCGCGGUGGCUGUGGGUUCGUAAAACCUGUCGUCGAAGGUGAUCCACGAGACCCCCUGACUCCCGUGGCUGAAGGAGAUCCACGCGAUCCCCUAGCUGCGGUUGAAAAGCGCGUUGGUUGCUUCGUGAAGGAAAACGGGAUCGUAUACGCGCAGCCCAAUUGUGAUGACCCAAAUCGCGGUGUUGGGCCGCCGUUCCCCCUUGCCGAGGGUGAUCCACGAGACCCCUUGACUGACGUGGCUGAAGGUGACCCACGAGAUCCUUUGGCUGCGGUUGAAAAGCGUGGCGGGUGCUUCACCGUUGAGAACGGGGUUAUAGUUGAGAAGCGUGGUGGCUGUGGGUCCGUAGAGCCCGACGUCGAAGGGGAUCCACGAGAUGAAUAG